This is a messenger RNA of Phytomonas sp. EM1, 1302 nucleotides long. The record is from the annotation of a GenBank genome assembly. NCBI's taxonomy places the organism in Eukaryota, Euglenozoa, Kinetoplastea, Trypanosomatida, Trypanosomatidae.
AUGACGGAUUUUACCAAUGUUAGCACGGAUUUUUACCCCAACAUCUGGUCAUCACAACAGCCAAUGGAGGCAUUUACACUUUUAAAAGCAGAUCCUGUUCAAACCUUUCCGCUGUUAUCGGAACAUCACUACUGGGUGCCGAUGACGAUGCCAAUUCCAACACCUGUUAUGAUGACCAGCGCCACCGCUGGUGUCGGGACGCAGAUGUUUUCACAGGGAUUGUGCAUGGAUCCUACGCUGUUGAUGCCCAUCCCCAUGGGGCUGUUCUCUCAGCUUCCACCAACACAAAGUAGGCUGCCAUCCUACUCCCACACGUCACCACAAGCUCCACAGCUUUCGCGAAUCCUCGGUCCCAUCGACUCUUCGGUGGAGUCGUGCGCGUCAUUGGUGCCUCCCCAGCGCCACAUGGAUAUCAUCCCCAGCAACGGGAGCAUGCUCAUGACAGAACCUAUAAUGUUAUGCCCGCCCUCCGUGCGCAAGAAUGGUCUUCUCUACGCCACGAAUACGCAGUACGAGGGGCGGGUGAAGCGUUACAGCCAUCUGCGCGGUUUCGGCUUUCUGACGGCGACACACCGACUGACGCCUCUGAACAUGGAGGACGUUUCCGGCCUAGAGCAGCACAAGGACGCCUGGAAGGGCGUCACGGACUCCCCCCCCACGGAUCCCACAGAAGAGGUGGCUGAGAUUGAUGGUGUGCGCUACUUACGCAAGCCCGUCCGUAUUGGCGAUAUCUUUGUUCAUCACCAAAAAAUACGCAUCCCCCUGGGCAUGGAUAGGCCGAAUGGGCUCUCGCAGGACUUCACCGUCGGAGCCUGUGUGUACUUCCGUGCCGAUAAGUGUGCAUAUCCGGGCAGCCUGCAGGCGGUCGACGUCCGACUUCUGCUGCGCCAGGGUCGUGUGUUGGAAGGGGGGGCCUCCUCGCUGUUGUCGGCGCAGAACCCCUCUCCGAUCGGGCCCAACCCUCGUCUCCGCCCCGCCCCGCACACCCCCUGUCGCCGUGAGAGCAACUGCUCCUGGGAGAGCUCGGAGCUGGAGUUCGUGUCAAAGCACUCGCUACCCUCCGGCCAGUCCAACGGCGGCACGUCAAUCUCGAAGCUUUCCACCCUCGGGGAUAGCGACGGGGUCGGUCACCGCGUGGUCAGUGCCAUGGGCAUUUUAGACAUGCUUCUACCAACGAAGUCAGAGCAAAUCGGCGAUGAGAGGAGUUCGCUCAUAGUGUCACCAAACACUUGUAAUACGGACUUCACAAGCCUCCUCACGUCAAAAGGACCAACUUCAUAUGUUUUUAAUGGAGUCGCGUGA